AGUCCGUAGAGUGAGCAUCUCUAAAUCUGUGCUCCAAUUGUCCAUUGGGUCUUCUAAAUUGAGGGCGUAGGGGCGGUGCUUAUAAUUGGGUAACAGAGAGUGAAAUAGAAGAUUACCUGCUUAGAGCAGUUUAGAUAUGGAAAGUAAAUUGCCAUGGCAGCUUACCAUGAGUAAGUAACAAUUUAUCACAUUGCUGUGAGUUAAUCGGGAAGUUUAGACGUCACAAAAUACUACUAAGGCUGCCCGGACAAGCCGCAGACUGGUCUGCCUGGACAAACCUCGCUUAGUAGAAGUCUACAGAUCUCAAAGGAAGUUCUGUUCACAGACUAUGCCAGGCUUCCAGUAUGAGCCUCAACACCAGUUCAGUCACGAUGUCCUUGACGAAUACGUAUCCAGGGAUGAGAGACGCUAGCAUCCAGCAUGGAUAUCACUGGCCAGAGCACGAAGACUCAAACCAGGAUGACAAUUUUCUUGACAGCAGCAGCCCUUUAAAUAGUUCACAGAAUUUGACUGUGCCAUUUGACCCACUGGGUGGAAAAUCAGUCUGGCAGGUUAUUGUGAUUGUUUUUUUUACUGGUUCUUUGUCCCUGGUCACUGUAACUGGCAACAUACUCGUACUAGUGUCAUUCAGAAUUAACAAAGCACUCAAGACAGUGAAUAACUACUACCUGCUCAGCCUUGCAUUUGCGGACCUGACUAUUGGCACCCUCUCUAUGAAUCUGUAUACUACAUACAUCAUUAUGGAUACUUGGGCUUUGGGAAACUGGGCAUGUGAUUUAUGGCUUGCUAUUGACUAUGUAGCCAGCAAUGCUUCAGUUAUGAACCUCCUGGUCAUUAGUUUUGAUAGAUAUUUCUCUGUGACUAAACCCCUGACAUAUCGAGCUAAAAGAACAACUAAAAGGGCCAUGACCAUGAUCUGCUCAGCUUGGACCAUCUCCUUUGUGCUCUGGGCCCCUGCCAUCCUGUUCUGGCAGUUUGUUGUUGGGGAACGCACGGUGCCACCCGGAGAGUGCUAUAUCCAGUUCCUGUCUGAGCCUAUCAUCACAUUCUGCACGGCCAUUGCGGCUUUCUACCUGCCGGUCUCCAUCAUGACAUUUCUCUUCUGGAAAAUCUACCAGGAGACAGAGAAUCGUUCCAAAGACCUAGCUGGCCUGAAGUGCUCUGGCAAUAAAGGCAAAAAUGACAAGGCUAACACUGGAGCUUCCAAGAGCAAUAGCAACACUGAUCUUAACCAACCAGUACAGAACGACCAGGCUGAUGAGGCAGAUGAGGAUACUACAGAAGGUCAGACUGGCAAGACAGCUUCAAAGUCUACUAGUGCCACCAUGGCAAAGCGCUUUGCCUCAAAAGCCAAAUCACACUUCAGCAAACGUAAAAAUCAGUCAAAUAAAUCCGAAAAUAAAGCUGCUCAGACACUGAGUGCCAUUCUGUUGGCUUUCAUCAUUACAUGGACACCCUAUAAUAUCAUGGUCCUAGUGAACACAUUCUGUACUGACUGUAUUCCUGAAACCCUUUGGUCUCUGGGUUACUGGCUCUGUUAUGUGAACAGCACUAUCAACCCUAUGUGCUAUGCCCUCUGCAACAAGAAUUUCCGUGACACAUUCAAAAUGAUUCUACUCUGUCAAUGGAAUAUGCAGAAGCAGAAUAAGCCACAUUUUCAACAAAGGCAGGCACCGGCCAGUCGUAAAAAAGAGCCAAAGUAGGAUAAAGGCUUUGUUUAACUCUUUGUUUAGUAGUUCUGCUCUUAGUAAUUUGUAAAAACAUGCCUUGCACUCUGUACAUUGUUAGUACCUGACGACACAGUAAAUCAGUUUAACAGAAUUUUCUCCUAAUGAAUAACUCUCAAUUCCCUGUUCUUCAUACAAUUCAGAUGUUUUUACAAAUGUUUUCAUACUUUUUGAAAAAAUGAAAUGAUAAUAUCACAGAUUACCACACUGCUAUUAGUUCUAUUCUAAUGUGUGCAAGUCACUAUGUGCAUUCUGCUCUUGACUUAAGUCUUUGAUGAACACAGUUACACAUUUUUGGCAACUGUCAACCCACAAUAAUCAUCCGCUUGUUUUUCUAGUCCUCAUCAAAUUAAUUAGUGUUCUGUCUCUGGUGAGUUUGUGUAUGUAUUUUUCUUUUUUAUUAAAAAAUGUAAU
Sardina pilchardus (European sardine) is the source of this 2141-nucleotide messenger RNA. RefSeq names its product cholinergic receptor, muscarinic 3b (gene chrm3b). Lineage: Eukaryota; Metazoa; Chordata; Actinopteri; Clupeiformes; Clupeidae. Gene Ontology annotation, molecular function: G protein-coupled acetylcholine receptor activity; G protein-coupled serotonin receptor activity. Bases 345 to 1703 code for a protein of 452 amino acids. Gene Ontology annotation, biological process: adenylate cyclase-inhibiting G protein-coupled acetylcholine receptor signaling pathway; G protein-coupled receptor signaling pathway, coupled to cyclic nucleotide second messenger; chemical synaptic transmission. Gene Ontology annotation, cellular component: synapse; plasma membrane; dendrite. The transcript has 2 exons. The record is from RefSeq and is a predicted model, not a curated record.